This is a messenger RNA of Anopheles maculipalpis, 2337 nucleotides long. RefSeq lists its product as uncharacterized. The transcript is spliced from 9 exons. Bases 1 to 2337 code for a protein of 778 amino acids. The record is from RefSeq and is a predicted model, not a curated record. NCBI's taxonomy places the organism in Eukaryota, Metazoa, Arthropoda, Insecta, Diptera, Culicidae.
AUGGAUGUCAGUACGCUGAAGUCACGGUUACAACAGCGGCUCGAUAGUCUUGGAACUAUUGAGCAAAUGGCGAAACUAAUGGUGGCUGUGCGCAAAUUUUUAUCUCACUUUGUCAAGAUAUUUAACGAGGUCAAAGACAACGAAGUCGAUGAAAUAUAUUUUCAAACGCUGUACUUGUGCGAGAUAUCAAUCUUGAGAUGCGAUAUUACAGAACGCAGUGCAAGUGUUUUGACUAGUAUUUUAAACAGCAUUCUGGAAGCGAUCCAUAGCCCUUAUAUGCGCAAGAAGGCUGUUAUUCAAUCUCUCAGUACGCUUCACCAGAUCAUGUGCAACAUGUACCAUCUGGAGGUGGUACAGGCGCAUUCAAUGUUACAGGAGAAACUCCCGUAUCUUAGCAGUAUCUUCAACGAGAUGGAACACUUUGGCAUGAUGUCCUCCAUUGUGGGUAUUCUUUAUCAAUAUGCUUGCAAGUAUGAAACCAACGAAAGGGAGAAAAUUUUCGCCGACAUUAUGCUCUAUUUUAACGAUCCGACAAACCAGCUGGCCGAAAUGUUGCAGUGUAAACCGGAAACAUUUUAUAUUCAAUGUCGCCAGUAUUUGAACAACAUUCCGGGUAGGCAGUAUUACGCACUGGCCGCUCGAUCAGCAGUCUUCGGGGAGAAGACUAUCGUACCGCUGAAUGACAUGCCAGAUAUAACGUUCGAAUGGAACUUACAUCCUAAUGAGAUCUCGUUUGAAGGAUUGUUUGUUGAUAAAAAGAUGGACCACUCGAUGCAGGCGUGUAUCGACUUCCGCGAUGUAAUCUCCUUGGAGAUUAUUGAGGAUUUUAAAAAUCCGCAAGUGCUAUGUACAUAUGGCAGCAAAACAGUCGAGGGCGCUGCUGCCGAGACAUUCAAUCUAUGGAUUAAUGUGAUAGACAUUGAAGAGCUAAGCGUACUGGCCAAAUAUGUAUUUCCGUUGUUGAAUUGCGUGAAGUAUGUUAAGAAAAAUAUCAGGCCAAUUCCAGAAGCUACGUGCGAUGAAACAUUGAUAAAUUACGAAAAAUUAUACGAUACUAUGGAUCUUUCCAGUCAUAUAUUACUCAAGGAAAGUAAUGCGUCAAAACCCAAUUUAGAUAAUUCAGAGCAGGAGUUACAAAACAAGUCAGCCACUCAACAGAAACGUGAUUCGGUUGCAAGAGAAGAAGAAGAAGAAGAAGAAGAAGCAGAUGAUGAUGAUAAAGAAAAUCGGCAUGAAUCGUUUACGGCCAACUUUCAACAGUUCGAUACGAAGUGGAAAACAAAUCUAUUGCAACACACGUCAAAAAGUAAGAAAACCGACUCCUCGCUUACAUACGACCCUUACAAUAUACAACUGAUGCGCGAGGAAGAAAUGGCCCAACGUAAGGAAAAACGUCAAAUGGCUGCCGGGUUAAAAUGGUGCGACAAGGACACGACAAGCGGAAAUCAGCCAAGAAACGGAGUCAAACGUCCAAAAUAUAUGCAAUGUUCUACUCCGACCAGACCCAGGCGCGCCACACUAUCCAAAGUUCUUCUGAACAGAGAACUAUCUCCGAUUGAUGGCGUUAGCACCGAAGAAUUUAACGAUGACGAGAAAAAAGAUGUUACCUAUACUCCGUACACGAUGCUAUCCAAGGCGGGUCGGAGCAAAAAAAAAGGAGGAAGCAAGCGCCAAAGCAAGCCAUCGCCACGUACGCUACAACCACCAAAAAAAUCAAACACAAAAAUGGUACCCACCAAAACAUCAGCUCUGGGCUCGCGCAACGGUACGGCAGCCUGUAAUAAAAAAACUCAAAUUAGUGAUAUUUCGUCAAGCACUCCACAAGUAGAAAAGGCGACGCUGAUGCAGGCACUAGCACCCAUGAAUAAUGCUCCAACGUGUACAACGAUUGCACCGUACUCCAUGCUAUCGGAAGGGCAACCCCAAGAUGAAGGAAACAAAAAGGGAAGCGAAGUGUUGCCUCCCAUAGCAGCAACCUGUGCUAUUCGUAAAAAUUCGCAACACACUACAACCACACACACCACUAAAACAACAAAAACGACCACAACAAAGAGAACUGAAGUUGGAUUAGCCAAAUGUGCAGUGAGUGGUCCAGCGGAAGCUACUAAUACGAUGGCACCGUCCGAAUUGUUACCGUACCGUGCGACGGAACAGGUGCAUUGCCGUGCACUUUACACGGUUGAACAACGCCAAGAGUACCGAGUGCAUCAUAUGGUGGAUGAGGCUGAAUCUUUUGCGCACGCACUAACAGAAGGAGAUCGCCGGCAAGCGUUGGCUUACGCACGCAAGAUUGUCGAUAUCUUGACGCAUGGCAUAAACAACGCUUCGACCAACUAA